Messenger RNA from Priceomyces carsonii, 903 nucleotides. RefSeq lists its product as uncharacterized. Bases 1 to 903 code for a protein of 300 amino acids. NCBI's taxonomy places the organism in Eukaryota, Fungi, Ascomycota, Pichiomycetes, Serinales, Debaryomycetaceae. The transcript has a single exon. The record is from RefSeq and is a predicted model, not a curated record.
AUGAAAUUCUCGAUACUCACCGCAGCUCUCGCCUUUUCUUAUGCCACCUUGACCUCAGGAUUACCAGCUGAGAGUCCUGAAACACCGGCUUUGGCUGAGGACAUCCAUCACAAUACUCCUAAAAUCACACCCGAAGCAAUUGCGUCCGCUUUUAGCAAUACAGCAGACUCUGAAGAACUUGUUGUCAAUGUUUUAGUUGAAGGUUUGAAGAAAUAUAUGCAAGAGUUCGAACAAAACGAUGAGGGCGUCGUACUUAGCGAAAGAUCCAAUCUUCCAAUAUUGGACCUGAUCAAUGCAGCCUUGAAGGAGACCAAUUUAGCCAAUAUUGUUUUUGACACGGUUUUGUUAAGUCCUAGGCUUUUGGAGCUCACUGCUGAUGGACUCGAUUUUCUUUUGAAGAAUAACUUUGUGAAUCUUACUAAUGUCUUGAUUGCAACCGAAAAAUCUGGCCUUAUACCACAGGUUAUUGAACUCACCAUAAAAGAUCCGAAUGUUUUACCAGGCUUAUUAAGGAUUGGCACAGAAUUAUUUCGUCAAUUCACUAGUACUCCUGCCUCAAAAAGGUCAAUCGAAGAACUUUCAGAAAUUUUCGACUCAGAAGCCGUAAGAGAUUUGAUCAAAAGAGAUAAUCCUCUUUUAAAUGACAUUUUUGCUUCGCUUGCUGAUUCAGGUUUAGGAAUUUCUGUUAUUCAACACCUUUUUACUGAUCCGCAGUUAGCUGCUCCAAUUGCAACCUUCCUCAUUCGGAUCUUGAGAUCUCACGCAAUCACACUCCCUGAACUUCUUAAUGCAGUCAGAAACUCUCAUUUUGUGAGAGACAUAAUCAAUAGCAUCCUCGGUGAUAGCAGUCUUUUGGAAAACUUUGGUAAAUUAAUCUCAAAUUUGCUUUCUAGUGGUCUUUGA